UUCUGCUCAGCUACCCUGCUGGGACAGCUAUUUUCAGCCCAUCAUGUGUCACACAAGCAGAGUGACAUUUCUCUCUUGUAUGGCUGAGAAUUGAAUUCAACACUAAGGCAAACAACUACAUUUCUCACACAGCUCUCGUGACCUGCCUGUGCAUCACCCGGCGCCACUCAGGGAAGAUGGCAGCUGUGGUCUGUGCGGGAUCGUUCUCAGGAAUCCGAGCUUUGUGGGAGGGAAGGAUCCAAAGACACCAGGAGGAGCUGAGAGUCGCCAGAGACGAACGAGUACAGAACACUGUAGGCGAAAUUUCUAAUGUGUGGGAAAGCCGGAUCCAUCUCUCCAGACUGAAGGAGAAAGUGCACAACGAGGAUGGGAGAGUCAUCCUGAGAAUUGAGAAGGAGGAAUGGAAGACGCUGCCUGCGUGCCUGCUGAAGAUCCACCACCUGCAAGAGUGGCACAUACACCGCGCCAGCCUGACAAUGAUACCCACCUUUAUUGCAAACUUCACCAACCUGCUCGUCCUGGACUUAUCACGAAAUACAAUUAGCAAGAUCCCCCGAGAGAUUGGCAGUCUCAUUAAGCUUCGUGAACUUCUGCUUAAUUAUAACCGGAUAUCGGAGAUCCCCCCUGAGCUCAGUUCCUGUCUGUGUCUGGAGAAGUUGGAACUAGCAGUUAACAACAGCAUAUGUGAGCUUCCAGCCCAGUUUGCUGCGCUGACCCACCUCACACACUUAGACCUGAGUAUGAACCAGUUUGUUUGCCUCCCUGGCGCAGUGCUGGAACUGUCGGCUCUAGAGUGGCUGGAUAUGGGAAGCAACAGACUGAAGCAGCUGCCCCAAGACAUAGACCGGAUGGAGAACCUACAUGCCUUGUGGCUACAGCGGAAUGAGAUCACCCAGAUCCCAGACUCCAUCGGUAACCUAAGGAACCUUAGCACUCUUGUAUUGAGCAACAAUCGUCUGCAAGGGAUCCCGGAGAGUUUACAGACCUUGGGCAGCCUCCGGUUUGUAAACUUCAGAGACAACCCCCUGCAGCUGGAUGUGUCACUGCCGCCGUGUGAGGAAGAGGAGCAGGAGCUGUUUGGGUUGGAGUUCAUGCAUGCUUAUAUCAAAGCAUCCGCAAGACACAGCGACACAGAAACGCCAUCUCCCAGAACCGAGUCACCUGUGCAGUAAAGUGUCGCUCUGGCUGAACCGGUUAUUUAUCCCUGAGGGGUCACAAUUGGCUCCUGGUGAGAAUGGAGGAUCACUCGCCCCCUAGUCCAUUUCGUCCGACAGAGUCACUGCAUCUACUUCUGUAAGACAAAGAUCUUGCAUCAUCCAGCUCAGUGUGCGCCCCUGAUAGUUACUGGGUUACAGCAGUGAGCAGCACGUUCUCCAGUGACACCCCAGGCUCUGUGUAACACCGGAGGGUGGCUGUGUAUCCUUUCCGGCUCAGGUAAUCCACACGCCCACGGUCUAUCAGCAGUUUACAAAGGCGCCCUAAAUUCUCCCUUUCUUGAACAGUGAAAACUCUAGAAGAGACGAGAGAACUUGUAAUAAAACCAAUGAGCUGCAUGAGGAUUAGGUCUGUGUUUCUAAACUUACCCUGCAGUAGGCUGGUUACACUCUCCUUCUCUUUGCUCCACACCAUGUUCCUCUUUGCCAUGUAGCCUCUCAGAGUGUGGUGUCCUCAUACCACAGGUUGCCCAGCUGGACAUACGUUGGAAGAUACUAAAUUCCCUGUGCCCAAUGCCCAACCUCUGGAAGUAGUCUCUCCCUACAUAGUGUUGCCAAUCGCAUCGGUGAUGACAGCACAGAGCAAUGGCGAUCCCCACCACUGGAGGGCACUGUGCACAUACUGGCUCUAGGUUUGAACCACCUGCUGAUGGGUCUAAUCUAUUUCGCUUUGCUGAGGGCUCCUCAUCUGGAGAGUAAUCCGGCACCAGGCAGCGCAGAGCGAGGUCUGCAACAUCAGAUAUCAGCAGAUUACAACAUUACACUAAUAGACUAACAGAGAAGCCACCCCGUCGUUAUCACUGCAAGACCAACCUGUUCCUGCUCCACACAAAUGUUUACCGAUUCCAACCAGUGGAAGCUGCUUCUGUAUGAGGCUGGGGAUCCGUUCUGAAGAGCAGAAAUGACACAAGUUACACAGUCACACCCUGACACUCUGAUGACGUCUAUCGCCUUACCUAAGCAAAGGUGCUGGAUGUCAAUAUGAAGCCGCUCAAACACAGAGUGCCUUAGCUUCCCGUCCACCUGCAAUAAACGUAUUAUAUUAAUAACCAGCUGCGUCAUGUCACAAAGCAAUAAACGUAUUAUAUUAAUAACCAGCUGCGUCAUGUCACAAAGCAAUAAACGUAUUAUAUUAAUAACCAGCUGCGUCAUCUCACAAAGCAAUAAACGUAUUAUAUUAAUAACCAGCUGCGUCAUCUCACAAAGCAAUAAAUGUAUUAUAUUAAUAACCAGCUGCGUCAUCUCACAAAGCAAUAAAUGUAUUAUAUUAAUAACCAGCUGCGUCAUGUCACAAAGCAAUAAAUGUAUUAUAUUAAUAACCAGCUGCGUCAUGUCACAAACCAAUAAAUGUAUUAUAUUAAUAACCAGCUGCGUCAUCUCACAAACCAAUAAAUGUAUUAUAUUAAUAA
Messenger RNA from Bombina bombina (fire-bellied toad), 2623 nucleotides. It is a transcript of the gene LRRC39, whose product is annotated as leucine rich repeat containing 39. The record is from RefSeq and is a predicted model, not a curated record. Bases 177 to 1172 code for a protein of 331 amino acids. The transcript is spliced from 9 exons. Lineage: Eukaryota; Metazoa; Chordata; Amphibia; Anura; Bombinatoridae. Gene Ontology annotation, molecular function: protein binding.